AGCACGCUGAGGUGGAGGAUGGAGGAGCUGGAGACGUUGGAGAGCACGGAGUGCCCCGAAUGCCCCGGCCCACCCCCUGAGUUCCGGUUGCCGCCACCCCCUCGGCCUCCGUUCCUCACCGACGGCACCUUCUGCUCGGAGGAACCGCUCACCGAGAUCGAAGACUGCGUCGCCAUUCCGAUGAUCGAUGCGUCGUACCACACGAAUCCAUCGUUGCAGAGUACCGCCCUGAUCAUCACUUGCGCGGUAGUGCUGCUCCUGAUGGCAGCGAUCGUCUCCGUCGUCUUCUGGAAGCAUAAGCGGAAAGUGCAGAACCUGUUACCGUGCAAGAGCGCAGCAGGAGCGGCGGCAGCGGCGGCCGUGGCGGCGGCUGGUGGCCGUAGUCGAGUGUUGACCGAGGGACAGCCGCACUCGGGUACCGGGAGCGCGGGUGGCGCGGUGCUGUACGAGGACCUGCCGGAACCGGUGACGCACUCGCAGCUGCACAAUCACCUGCCGAGCCACCACCCUGGCCAGGCGCCGACGAUCGAGAUGCUGGACGUCAAGGACACGAGCAGAGGCGUUUUCGUGUGCAGCAGUCCGGGUCCUGAUCCUUACACGUCGCAGGACCUGUACAAUCCUGUCUACGAGGAGCUCAGCAACGGGGACCAUCCGGAAACGGACGAGGAGAGCGAGCUGAAUGCUCGGAAUCGGCUGCACCAUCAUCAUCGGCACCAUCAUCGGCCGACGUCGUCGUCGAAGCCGGCCAGCGAGGACGAGUUCGCCGAAGACGAGCUAUCGGUCGGCGAGCCGUCCGAGGCCAGGAUGCUGACAUCGAGUGGGCCAACGUGGGGCACGUGUCCGGCCGGUGGCAGGCCACCGCGAGAAAGACGCGGCCGAAGCCCCAGGAGCCUCGACAGACGCAGACGAGACAAGAAUCACGACGUGGGAGAGUUUCACGAGGGGAUGCUGCUGGACGCGUUGCUUCAGCUCUAUCCCAGCGUCGCUGGCGUAGCUGGCACCCGAACGAAUAGCAAUCAUCGACAACAGUCCGUCCCGUCGGUGGCCCACAGGUUACCCUACUUUGUGCCCCCGAUGCCAGCGACCCAAGCCCUCCGUGUCGAGGAGAAUCCGUACGAGAGCGUGCCGGUGCUCGGCCCUUUGCACCGCUACUCCAGCCAGGGCAGAAGCAACAAGGACAGGUCCCGUAAGUCGAACGACAAGUACAAAUACUCCGCGCAGUACGGAGCGGACUAUUACGGACUCCAGAAUCAGGACGCCGUUCCGGUGUACACGCAAGUGGGCGCCGAGUACUCGGACACCUAUUCCCAGCCUACCGAUCGUCUCUAUAACGAGGAUAAGUACACGCAGCCGGUGUACUACGGGCCCAGAGACGGCGAGCAGAUCGCCUCCGGUCGAUUGUACCAAGGCCAGCCGGACAGUAGUUUCGGCAGCGACAGUGGUUACAGUCAUCACACUUCCGGUACCACCGGUACCACCGGCACGCGUAGCAGCAACUCGAGGACGAACCACAGGAAGGACAAGCAUCGAAACUCCCAUCAUUCCCAUCACUCCGCGGAUUAUAUCGUGUCCUAA
This is a messenger RNA of Colletes gigas, 1575 nucleotides long. RefSeq lists its product as uncharacterized. The transcript is spliced from 6 exons. The coding region runs from base 19 to 1575 and encodes 518 amino acids. The record is from RefSeq and is a predicted model, not a curated record. NCBI's taxonomy places the organism in Eukaryota, Metazoa, Arthropoda, Insecta, Hymenoptera, Colletidae.